GUUAUCCAUCUGGUACGACUUUACCUAUAUAUAGCCAAUUCGGUUUUCAAAAGAUCAUCAUUCAACCGGACAACGCAGAACAGUCAACAUGAAAUUCACAUCAGCUUUAGUAGUCGCUUUUGUGGUCGUAGCCCUCGUCAGGGCCGACAGCGCAGACAGCAAGACACACAAAUCAGAAAAACGUGGUAUCACCGCUGAACACGGUUUCGACACCGGUUUGAGCUAUGGUUCCGGUCUGGGAUUGGGCUCCAGUAUUGGCUUAUCGUCCGGAUUGGCUUCCGGUUACUCCGCUCUCGGUGGAUCAGCUUAUGGAUCGUCGUAUGCUCCAGCUUACGGUGGAGUCGCAAUCGCCUCUGCACCCGCCGCAUACAGUGGAGUCGCAGUCGCCUCUGCACCCGCCGCAUAUAGUGGAGUCGCAGUCGCCUCUGCACCUGCAUACAGUGGAGCAGCUAUUGUUGCCGCUCCAUCUACAUACUCUGCCGCCCCAGCACCGACUGUCGGCCCAUUGAUCCCAAUCUCCAAAGAUAUACACAUCAUCAACCGUCAUGCCCAACACGUUUCCGCUCCGUACCCAGUCCCCGUACAAAGGAACGUUGCCAUCCCAGUGCCACACCCCGUCCCUUACCCAGUAGAAAGACCAUACCCAGUAAGAGUUGCCGCUCCAUACCCAGUACCAGUCGAGAGGCCUGUUCCAUACGCAGUUGACAGACCAGUGCCACAAGCAGUGCCUUCUCCCUACCCAGUCCCAGUCGUCCAGAACGUACCAGUACCAGUUUCCAGCCCAGUACCAGUCCCAGUCGUCAGGCGCGUUCCUGUUCCGGUUGCCACACCGGUCGUUGUUCAAGCACCUCAACCAGCUAUUGCUAUUGCCGCCCCAGCACCUGCAUACGGAGGAUACGGUCUAGGAUCUACCGCCUACGACGCUAGCAGCUACGGAUCCGCCGCUUUGUCUUCAUACGGAUCUGGUAUCUCCUCGUACGGAUCUUACGGACCAGCACUGUCUGCUUCCUCGUACGGUUCUUACGGAUCAGCUUUGCCUUCUUCUUCAUACGGAUCUUACGGAUCAGCUCUGCCUUCUUCUUCAUAUGGAUCUUACGGAUCAGGUUUAUCAUCAUCCUCGUACGGACACGAAAGCCACUCAAAAUACGAAAGUGGUGGAUGGACUCCAAUUGCAAAACGUAACUCCAAUUAAUUUAGGCACUUGUCUCCUGACAUCGCUCAAUUCUCAAGUCAGAACGUGUUAAGUUACUCUAGACUAUUUUAUAAUUGAUUAUUAUUAUUUUUUUAUACUUAGAUUAUACUUUUUAUACUUAAAAAAAUAUUAAUUGUACA
This is a messenger RNA of Melanaphis sacchari, 1332 nucleotides long. RefSeq names its product skin secretory protein xP2-like. Lineage: Eukaryota; Metazoa; Arthropoda; Insecta; Hemiptera; Aphididae. The record is from RefSeq and is a predicted model, not a curated record. The transcript is spliced from 3 exons. The coding region runs from base 89 to 1192 and encodes 367 amino acids.